AUGCACUUACCCUCCUUGAUCGCCUGCCUCAGUGCAGUCGGCAUUCAGGGCGCUGCUAUAUCCCGCCCUGAUCAACAAGUAUCAAUUAGUACUGAGCCUGCAUCAAACAUAAGCAGCAUCCAAGGCAUUGCUGCUAUCACAGAUGGAUACUGGUUGAAUGACCUCUCUGGCAAUGGAAGGGCCGCCUUCAACAGUAACGGCGCUUACAAAGUCUUCCGUAAUGUCAAGGAAUAUGGAGCAAAGGGCGAUGGUGUCACCGAUGAUUCCGAUGCAAUCAAUCGUGCUAUUGCCGACGGGAACCGUUGCGGUCCCGGUGUGUGUGACUCGGCCACUGAUUCACCAGCCGUGGUCUACAUCCCCUCUGGAACCUACCUCAUUGGCAAGCCUAUCAUCUUUUACUACAUGACACAGCUUAUCGGUAACCCUCGAGGUCUCCCUGUUCUAAAGGCUGCUCCUACUCUCCAAGCUCUUGCUCUCAUCGACGCUAGUCCUUAUGGCAACAACGGUAACCCUGGCUGGACAUCGACCAACAUCUUUCUACGACAAAUCCGUAACUUGAUCAUCGAUGGCACUGCUGUCGCACCAACCAAUGGCUUCCAAGGUAUCCACUGGCCUGCCUCGCAAGCUACGACUAUCCAAAAUGUUAAGAUCCGCAUGACCCAGGCAUCAAACUCGGUGCAUGCUGGUAUCUUCGUUGAGAAUGGGUCUGGUGGCCACAUGGCUGACCUCGAUAUCUCGGGUGGUUUAUAUGGUAUGAACAUUGGAAACCAGCAGUUCACUAUGCGCAAUGUCAAGAUCUCCAAGGCUGUCACCGGUAUCUCACAGAUCUGGGACUGGGGCUGGUUGUACUCCGGUCUUUCGAUUAGCGACUGCGGAACGGCCUUCUCGAUGAGCAACGGCGCGGCGGCCAAUAAACUUGAGGUUGGCUCUGUUGUCAUUAUUGACUCUGAGAUCACCAACUGUCAGAAAUUUGUCGACAUGGCAUGGCGAAGGGACAGUAAACCUAUCGGUGCCGGCCAGCUGAUACUUGAGAACAUUAGGCUCAACAACGUGCCCAAUGCUGUUGUAGGCAACGGAGCCACUGUCCUCCCAGGUGGGACACUCACUAUCCAAGCUUGGGGUCAGGGCAACAAGUACGCUCCCAACGCGAACGGUCCGGAGAAGUUCCAAGGAGCCUUCACUCCUGUCGCCCGACCAGGAAGUCUAUUGGAUGGCGGCAAGUACUAUUCCAAGUCGAAGCCACAGUACGAAAAUCUUGGUACUGGUGACUUCAUCAGUGCUCGUGGUAGUGGAGCCACAGGUGAUGGUCGUACCGACGACACCCGAGCUGUACAGGAUGCCAUCACCAGAGCUGCUGCUCAAAACAAGGUCCUGUUCUUUGAACACGGCGUCUACAAGGUCACCCAAACGAUUUACGUUCCACCUGGUUCCCGAAUGGUUGGCGAGACCUUUCCCUCUAUUAUGGGCUCAGGCGCCACAUUCGGCAACAAAGACAGACCUGUCCCCAUUAUGCAAAUUGGCAAGCCUGGCGAGAGCGGUCGCGUCGAGUGGUCCGACAUGAUUGUGCAAACCCAAGGCGCCACUCCAGGAGCUAUCGUGAUCCAAUACAACCUCAACACCGAACGUGGUUCCGGUCUCUGGGAUGUGCAUACCCGUAUUGGAGGUGCCAAAGGUACAAACCUGCAGGUUGCGCAGUGCCCUUCUACUGUAGGAUCCAUCAAGCAGGAAUGCAUGGCUGCACACACCAAUGUUCACGUUACCAAGGGCGCGAACGGAGCUUACUUUGAGAACAACUGGUUCUGGACAGCAGACCAUGAUAUGGAUGAUGCACGAUCCACCCAAAUCUCCGUCUUCACUGGACGUGGACUGCAUGUCGAAGCGCAGAACGUAUGGCUAUGGGCUAAUGGCGUCGAGCAUCAUGCGCUAUACCAGUACCAGUUCAACAGCGCAUCGAACAUCUUCGCAGGCUUCAUCCAAACCGAAACACCAUACUACAUGCCCACACCCGACGCUUCUAACCAACCCUACGGCAGAUCUGAUGCCUACUCCGACCCGGUAUACCCGUCUGGUGCCUCAGCCUACGGCCUCCGCGUUCUCAACUCCAAGAACGUGCUCAUCUACGGUGGCGGCUUGUACUCUUUCUUCCGCAACUACAACGUUGGAUGUUCGAGUCCAGACGCGCCAAAUGGGUUCCGUAACUGCCAAAGCCGGAUCCUCAGUAUUGAGGGUGACAGCAGUGUGCAGGCCUUUGCGCUUAGUGAGGUGGGUAGUGAGUGGAUGGUUACGGUUGAUGGGGUGGACAAGGCAAAGUGGAGUGACAAUCUGAGUGUGUAUUCGAAUACUAUCGGGUGGCUUGGAUACAGGGUUUAG
Alternaria atra is the source of this 2370-nucleotide messenger RNA. RefSeq lists its product as uncharacterized. Gene Ontology annotation, molecular function: polygalacturonase activity. NCBI's taxonomy places the organism in Eukaryota, Fungi, Ascomycota, Dothideomycetes, Pleosporales, Pleosporaceae. The transcript is spliced from 5 exons. The record is from RefSeq and is a predicted model, not a curated record. The coding region runs from base 1 to 2370 and encodes 789 amino acids.